Mesorhabditis belari is the source of this 1488-nucleotide messenger RNA. NCBI's taxonomy places the organism in Eukaryota, Metazoa, Nematoda, Chromadorea, Rhabditida, Rhabditidae. The record is from the annotation of a GenBank genome assembly.
AUGCUCUUGGUUUUCAAUUUCUUUUUGGCAAGCUUUUUCUCAGCAGUGUUCUGCGCGCAAGCCGAGGAGCGGCUAAUGGCUGAUGUUUUUCGGGGAUAUAAUAAUUUAAUAUUGCCAGUGAAAAACAAUUCUCAAUUGCCGAUGACUGUCAAAGUGGCUCUUCAAGUGCAGCUAUUGAUCAAUGUGGAUGAGAUGACUCAAGUGAUGCACACGAAUGUUUGGGUGACGCUACAAUGGACAGAUUUCCAAAUGAAAUGGAAUCCAUUGGAAUACGAUGAUAUUGGGAUAAUUCGCGUUCCUCCGGAUAAAGUCUGGGUGCCUGAUGUAGUGCUGUUUAAUAAUGCCGAUGGUCGUUUCGAGGUGGGUUUCAUGUGCAAUGUGGUCAUUGAAAGCGAUGGGCAAAUGCUUUGGGUACCGCCAGCGAUCUAUAAAAGCUCUUGUAUUAUAGAUGUCGAGUUUUUCCCAUUCGAUGAACAAGUUUGCGAUAUGGUUUUCGGUUCGUGGACAUACAACAGCAAAGAGGUGGUCUUGGAUUUUGUUUCAAUUCCCGGAGCUGAUCUAUCCGUCUAUAUGAACUCCUCAAUUUGGGAUAUUGCUGACGCGCCGGCGUCGCUGGUAAACGAUCGGAGUCGAAUCGAGUUUCAGUUGAAAAUUCGCCGAAAGCCACUCUUUUACACAGUCGUUUUGAUCAUUCCCACCGUCAUCAUGGCUUUCCUUUCAAUGGCUGUUUACUUUUUGCCAACUGACUCAACCGAAAAAAUGACGCUCACUAUCUCGAUUUUAUUCUCAAUUGUCGUCUUUCUCUUGCUACUCACAAAGAUUUUACCGCCAACCUCGAGCACCAUUCCGCUUAUGGCAAAAUACUUAUUGCUAACAUUUGUCCUCAAUGUGAUCACGAUCUUGGUGACGGUGGUCAUCGUGAAUGUGUAUUUUCGAGGCCAAAACACGCAUCGAAUGCCUCAUUGGGUGCGACAAGUUUUCCUCGAGUUUCUACCAAAAUUCAUUUGCAUGAAGCCACCGAAAACCAUCAUUAAACACAACGAGAGAGCCCGAAUGUCAUCAACGUUGGCUGGCUUGGAGAAAUAUUCUCUCAAUUCUCUCACAUCUCAUCAUCCACAUUGCUCUAAUCAAGAAAGCCUCGAGUUUUUGACUCCAAAACCGAACAACUCAUCACUGAAGCCGUUUCUCUGCGCGUCGAAAUUUCCAUCAAAGUUGCCUCAAGAAGCGCACAAAGCCGUCGAUGCGAUCGAGUUCAUCACACAAAAUCUGAAGCAAAAAGAAGAGAACACUUUGAAUCGUGACGAUUGGCGUUUCGUGGGGAUCGUUUUAGAUCGUCUGAUGUUGUAUCUUUUCUUUGGCGUGACUCUUGGUGGAACAAUCGGCAUUUUAACGUCAUCAGAUCACAUUUUUGAUGUGGUCGAUCAAUACGCGGUCGUCGAAAAGUACAAUCCAAAUAACUACAAAGAUAAACCGUGGAUACCAAAUGAA